AUGAUCCCAGCCUUCCAGUUUGCGCUGGGACAUCAAGUGCUUCAAGGCCUUGUGACGGUGGGCCGCUACGAUGGCAAGAGGCCCUGCUUGUCCGCGGGCACCACGGCGGGCAAGGUCUUGAUCCACUGCCCCCACAACCGCAUCGAGAAUCCCCAGAACGAGGUGAUGUUCUUGAACAUCAACCGGAAGAUCACGUCAGUGGUCUCCGGCGUGCUGAACCCUGCACUUCAGCGUGACGUUCUGAUGGUGGGCACGCAGACUUCUUUGAUGGUCUACGACGUGGAGGAGAACGCGGACCUUUUCUUCAAGGAGGUCCACGACGGUGUCAAUGUCAUUGCUUUCGGGCAGCUUCCUUCGAUCGAGCAGCCCCUGUGCGUGGUGGGGGGCAACUGCUCCAUCCAAGCCUUCGACUUUGAAGGUAGCGAGUUGUACUGGACGGUCACGGGCGACAACGUGAGCGCUUUGGCCUUCUGCGACGUGGACGAUGACGGCCACCCAGAGCUGCUAUGUGGCACUGAGGACUUCGAGAUCAGAGCUUUGAAAGCUGAAGAGGUCCUCAAGGAGAUCACAGAGACGGACGUAGUUUUGCGCAUCGAAGCCCUGCACAAGAGCCGCUUCGCCUAUGCGCUGAUGCACGGCACGGUGGGGGUCUACGAUAAGCUGACCAGAGCUUGGCGUGUGAAGUCCAAGAAUCGGGUCAAUUGCAUCGAUUGCUUUGACCUGGACAACGAUGGUGUGCCGGAGGUCAUUGCGGGCUGGGAGAAUGGAAAGGUGGAGGUACGCAACGAGAAGACCGGAGAGGUCAUGUGCAAGGACUACUUCCAAGCCCCGGUGGCGGCCCUUGUGCAUGCGGACUACCGCCUGGAUGGCCGGGAGACGCUGAUGUGCCUCACUUCGGAGGGGGACGUCAGGGGCUGGCUGCCCUCCUCCAGCGGCGCGGAGCACAGCGGCCUCAACACCGGGGCCGCAGCUGUGGAGGCCAAGGAGAACGACGUGUGGCGGGAGCUCACGGCACAAAAGGCGAAGCUGACGCAGGAGCUCACCAGCUUCCAGGAGCAGCUGAAGCAAUACAAGUCCGCCGGCAAGGAGACGGGCCAAGGUGUCAUUCCCACGGACACCAAGCUGAACGCCUCCCUGCGCUCCAACAAGUCCCACGGCACCGUGGAGCUGCAUCUCAUGACUUCCAACUACUCCGUGAUUCGUGCAGUGGUGAUUUUCGCAGAGCACCUCUUCGAUGGGGAGGCGUGCAUGCUUCACCCCCUGCCGCCUUCCAACAACAUCAUUGUUCAGAUCUCGCCGGCCAAGGACGUUCAGACCACCAUGAACAUCAAGGCGAUGACCGGUGUGACGGUCAGCAGUGUCCAGUACCACGUCUUCGAGCUGAACUAUGUCAUGCCCAAGUUUGCCAUGUACCACCAAGUGGACACUGCCUCACCUCCAAGUGGAGCGGUGACAUUUGUGGUCCAGGAGCGGCCGAAUCGGAUCUGGUCCUGGCUGCAGAAGUCCUUCAUCAACAUCCCGGAGCAGAUGCCCUCGGCCUCGGGAACCUCAGCGCUGGAGGUAAACUUCAUCUCACUGCGCACCGGUGAGCCGCUGUGCAUCUCCAUGAGCAGCCAGCAGGCGGGUCUUAUGACGGUCCGUACUGAUGACAUGGAGACUGCCGGGGAGAUGGUGCAAGACCUUUGCGGCUUCCUCCAGGUGACUGAGCUGGAGUCCUCCGCCAACUUCCCCUCGGAGAUGGACAAGUUCCAGCAGGUCCUGACGCGCGUGGACGAGUACAACGCGGUGCGCAUGAAGCUCACCGCGGAGAUGGCGGACAGCGCAAACUUGGUCAAGGCGCUCAUCGUAAAGGCAGAGGACUACAGGAUGCUGUCUGACAUGCAGCAUUUGAAGAAGGUCUUCGGCAGCCUUCAGCAGACCAACAGCGACCUCAUCGCUGAGUACAACAAGCGAGCGAACAACCACCAGCAGCUCCUAGCGCAGCUCAAGGAAGUCAACAUGAUGAUCCAGAAAGCCGCCAAGCUCCGGGUGGGCACCGCAAAGAGCCGGGUGGUGGCGGCCUGCCGUCAAGCCAUCAAGCAGAACAACAUCAUGGGCCUGUUUCAGAUCAUCAGGACAGGCCACGACGCGUCAGGAUGA
Molecule: messenger RNA, 2139 nt
Organism: Effrenium voratum
Lineage: Eukaryota; Dinophyceae; Suessiales; Symbiodiniaceae
Source: the annotation of a GenBank genome assembly